UUCAUCUAAUCUCGUUUACAAAACGGAAGCUGGUCACUGUUUUUGCUUGCUUACAUUCAAUCAUGUUUUGACGUAAUUUUUUUUUUUUUUAUAUCUCUGAACUGUCUUACUCCUUGAAUGGAUAUGUGCCAUCCAGUCUCCUUUUGGCAACCGGAUCGGAUGAAGGCAUUGAUAUUACUUUACUGCUAUUACUUUCUGUUUUGACGUCCGGAUCUGUGUGCUCAUUGAUUUGCGUUGACACUUAUACAACCUGGAAAUAAAAAGAGAUUAGUAAAAUGUCCAUCGUGCCAUGUUCCCUCUGGCAAGAUGAUCAAAAGUCAAGAACAAGAUGAAUUAAUUGCUGUGAGGGUUCAGGAUCCUCGCAUUCAAAACAAAGGUUCGUGGAACUCAUAUGUGGACUUCAAAAUUUUCCUUCAUACAAACAGCAAAGCGUUCACUGCGAAAACAUCCUGUGUGAGGAGGCAAUACAGUGAGUUUGUGUGGUUAAAGAAAAAACUGCAAAAGAAUGCUGGUCUUGUGCCUGUUCCUGAUCUACCCAAAAAGUCAUUAUUCUCAUUUAUUAACGAUGACUUCAUUGAAAGAAGGAGAAAGGGUCUACAGAGCUUCUUGGACAAGGUGCUGCACAUGACAGUAUGUCUGUCUGAUAGCCAACUCCAUCUUUUCCUGCAAACUCAGCUUCCUGUAAAGCACAUUGAGGACUGUGUGCAGGGUCACACCCCCUACACUGUGACAGAGGCCAUUCUUACCUAUGCUUCCUCCAACUGUGGUUGGGUGCAAGAGGAGGGGAGCGGAGCCCAAGAAUUAUGGCCAGCCCCUGCUCCAUAUGAAUCCGUAGAGAGCCCUGCUCCUCCCCUCCCUACUUUACAGUGUGCAGGAGCUACAUCAAGUGGAUUAGUAACUCCAAAUGAACUUUAUGAUGUUUCAGACCUAGAAACAGAGUCAAGACUGAGUGAGGUAGAACAGACUGCACCUGUACUGAAGGAUGGUAAAGGUCAUGAACAAAUAGUUCAAGAGAAAGAGAGUUCCAUUAAUCUAGAGUUUGAAGUCCACCCAACCACUCUUCUUAAUUCUGUAGAGACUGAUCUAGAGGUUGAAAACAGUGGAUCAAAAGAAACACAAUGGCUUGAUAAGAAAAGCAAAGAUCUACAAGGGAAUGGAUGUGAAUAUACUGUCCCACAGAGCACAGGGCUGCUUGAAGACAAAUCUUGGCAAGGAGAUACACAUAGCCAAGGGGAAGGUCUAGAUAAAGUGCUUGACCAAGAAACGUCUGUUGAGAUUACUUCAGUAGAUAGGGUCAUUGAGAAGAGAACGCCUGGUGCUAUCAAUGAUGGGAAGAGGGACAGUCAAGACGCUGCCUGUAAGCAGGAAUGCACUGUAAGACAAACCCUUGAUAAGGAUCUUCUUGAAGAAGAUCUAAGUGUAAGAGUCCAUUAUAAUGAAGUAACUCUGGAUCUCAGUGUUGCCAAAGACACUGCUGAGCAGAGUGACCACAGAGGGCAGGAGCUUGUAGAAACUGUAGCUAAAACUAGGGAAGUUCAUGAACUGAAUGAUGUAGACAGCGUCAUGAAGGAGAACACACCAUAUAAUAACGACCAAGAACAAGGUAAAGCAGAGAUAACAGUGGAUGAAGCAGUCAACGAGAAUGGAGUCUGUGAUGAAGACUUCAACAUAGAUGCUUCAGUCAAGGAAGAGGCCACUUUGAGACAAACCCUUGACAAGGAUCUUCAUGGAAAAGGUUCAGUGGUCCAUUAUAAUGUAGUAACUCUGGAUCUCAGUGCUAAUCACAGUGACCAGAUGCUUGUUGAAAACACAACUAAAAUUGAGAAAGAUGUUCCACUGUUGGAUUGCCAUGUAGCCAGCAUCUUUGAGGAGAUCUUGCCACAUACCAAAGACCAAGAACAAGGCAAAGCAGAGAUAACAGAGGAUGAUGCAGUCCAGGAGAACAGCGUCAGUGAUGAAGACUCCAGCAUAGAUGAUGCUGUCCAGGAAGAGGCCAUGAAUGAGAAACAAAGACAUGUUGGUGAGGUGAACAAGCUCAAUGCAAAAUGUGUCCAAACCGAAAGUGGCAUUUUGAAACUUGGGGGAAUUGAGAAAGCAGCAAUCACGCAAAAUGCCCCAAUGACAGGGAAUGUGCAGAAUGACAGCACUGAGGAAUCCUAUGAAGACAGCAAUCUUGUUUUACAAGCCAUAGAGACUGAUUUAAUACAAUGCCAGGAGAAAGAUAGUCAUUUAGUUCUCUAUACCCACCAACCAGAUGCUAACUGAUUCCCUUUAGUAGGGCUUUUGAACUGAAUUUACUAUAGCCUGUAGUCAACACAAACCGUGGACUCAUAGUAUACUAUGCCAUAGUCUUCAGCUGUGAUCUCAAAAUAGUUGGCGCAUGCAGCUGUAAAAGGAUGAAUGCAUCUCUUUUUCCCUGCACUGUUACAGACUGUUUACAGAAGAUACACUUGAUUAGACGGCUGUAGUUUUCUCCUACAGACAAUGUGAAAGGUAAUGCACUGACUAAUGUGACAUUCAGGAUGGUGAACAAAUUGCAAAUGCAACAUAUAGUUAAAAACACAUGAUAGGGUGCGAGAAAGGGAACUGUGCAAAGAGCAAUGUGCAUCAUUGUGUUAACUUGAUCCUAAUAUUCACCAUUCUUAUCCCUAAAUAUUGUUUGUUUCAUGUGACUUUUACAACUUUACUGUCAAACAAGAAUCACUCCAAGAAAGGUGCAGACAUAUCUAUUUUAGCAUUUUUAAAUGACAAUUUUGGCUGACUUGACACUUUCUUAUGCACUUUCCUCUAAUGGUAAAAUGUUGCUCACAAAUGUUCACUUUACUGGAACUAUGGGUGAUUAAAAUCAUAUUGCAGUGUGUUAUUUUACGUGUUUCUCAAUUGAUGUCAGCAAGUUCCUGGUAUUCUUUGGAAUUCAGUUGCCUUGUUUGAUUUGUGGACAAAACACUAAUUUCCAUACUGAAAUGUUAUGAGCUAAGAUAAGCAUAUUCCUUUUAUACAAAGGAAAUUAAAGUACACUUUGUUUGCAAGGGUAAUAGAUUUUAACAUGCUAACUUAAUGUUGCACUAGGUCUGAGAGUCGGUAGCUCCUUGAUUGUCUAUUUUAUAUUCUGAUGUGAAAUUGUCUUACAGUGGCUGCUUAUAAUACUCAUGAGAAUGGAAAAAAUGACUCAAAAGGGACUUGCUGGUGUAACAAUCCAAAUUUACAUGAAAAUUACAUGCUUUAUGUCCUUUGAAUACUUUGGUGUAUAUAAGUUCUUAAUUCUAAAAUGAGUCUUUACAGCACAUACAGUUUAUUUAUUUUUUAUAUAUAAAUUAUUAACGCACAAUCACAAUAUUUUGAUUUGAAAGCAUUCUACAUGAUACAUUUUCUAUUUAUGUUUUAAGGUGUUUUUAACUUACUGCAUUCAAAUUCAAACAUUUCAAUAUUUGAAGGGUUGUUUUUUUAUACUUUUGUUAUGAAGAGGACAUCUCAGUUAGGUUUAUUCAUAAUGUGUUUUUUAGGUUCACACAUUAAUUAUAAAGGGCCACACCUGUCUACCUUGACUUCAUUCUACAUGAGUUCCAGAGCUGGUAUUUAUCACUGUAUGUAUGGAUUCACCAAUGUGCUUUCAAACAAGAAACAAACAAAUAAAGAGAGGCUGAAAAGUGAGAAAGCUUGGUUUUGAUCAAGCAUGAAUUGUGUA
Myxocyprinus asiaticus (Chinese sucker) is the source of this 3685-nucleotide messenger RNA. RefSeq lists its product as uncharacterized. The record is from RefSeq and is a predicted model, not a curated record. Gene Ontology annotation, molecular function: phosphatidylinositol binding. Gene Ontology annotation, biological process: intracellular protein transport. The coding region runs from base 307 to 2265 and encodes 652 amino acids. Lineage: Eukaryota; Metazoa; Chordata; Actinopteri; Cypriniformes; Catostomidae. The transcript has 8 exons.